UUUACAUGCACAAUAAGAAUUAACAUGCUACAUCUAAAAAUCGCUGUUCGAUGUAGACCGAUGAAAGAAAAAGGAAUUUAAAAAGAAGUUUUAGUACCAUUCUUUUGUUUGCCACAGUUAGACAAUGAACGUUGCAGAAUUCAAAGCUAUGAGAGGAACAGUCGGCAUGCGUUUGGAACAGAAAGGAGAAUUCAAGCGCCUAGAAGAAGAAAUUUCAUCAUUCACAACAAAAAUUACAAAUUUAGAGAGGAAAACAACAUUGAUAAUGAAAUAUACUGGUGUUGGUGCUCAUCCUGAAGAAAUCGACGGUGAUUGUGUUGUUUCAUUUUCGGCAAAUCUGUCCACUAAUGCAAUGUUUAAAGCAGACGAGACGCUAAAGUUUGACGAAGUUCUCACCAACGAGGGCGAUGGGUUCAACUCGUGCACGGGCGAGUUUAUUGCACCGGUACCUGGAAAGUACCUUAUUUCGCUUACUGCAAGAGCGCAAUUUCACAAACAAAUUUCAGCUGAGAUCGUCUGCAACGGGAAAAUGCUUGGCAGAAUCACCUCAGGUUAUGGUGGAAUUGACAAGGCUGCAUCAUCGAUGACAGUUGCUGAGGAGUUAAGGAAAGAUGAUAAGGUUUUCGUGAAGCAGACGACAGAAAAAUCGGGCGAAUAUCAUGGCAACGGUUACACAACCUUCUCCGGCUUUCGCUUUGAUUAGUUGAACAUUAUAUUAACAAAAAUAAUAACAAUUCAGCGAAACAAUAACAAAUAUUGUGUCUCAGCAGUAUGAAAAGAGAAAAUUUAUACAUGUAGGUGUGUUGGUGUUGUGGCAUAAUCACAUAUAUACAUGUUAUUGACAACGAUACUCAUUAAAAUUAUCUAAAGUAGGUUUAUUAUUUGUUGCAAUUUAAGAGAGUCAGUGGCGCGGUGGUUAACAGGUUGGACUUACAACGCCAGCGGUCCGGGUUUGAUUCCCGAUCGCGGCAGAUAUCCCGACUGGUGUCAGUGCUCGGUGAUAUGCUUAAAUUGGUACUGUUUCCAGCACUGGAUGCUGGGGAGGUAAAUAUGACACCUGCCGUGGGCUCGGCUGGAAAUAAGUUUUUCCAUCCAUUCCAGGUGGGGACUUUUGUCGACUACCCACGUUAAACAAGAAACUUUACGUUUACUUUACUUUUGCAAUUAACGUUUCGAAGGCUAUUUGAAAUUUUGACUUUAUCAUACUAUUAACAGGAAAAACUUGUUUUACGUGAAAAUUUAAGAGCAUAUCAAACAUGUAUGUUUCUUUUUCUACAAAGCGACUAUGAGUCCACUGGUAUAGGCCAUGAGUGUCUGAUGAGAGGUUCAAUUUUCCGGGAAGUUCAACGCCUUUAAAAACUGCCUUUUCAAAGAACUGUUACAAAUCUUCAUUUUGCUACAUUUGCAAUAAUGCCCAAGUGCUAAAACUGCACACAAGGUGCUUCACGUCGUUUUUAGCAAUUUUGAAAAUUGUUUUUAUUUCUUUACAAACGGCAUUCUUUGCUAAAUGGAUAUUACUAUAAGCACAGUGGGGACAGUCCCGUAAAAAUGAAUUAUUGUUGUUAAAGAUUUUGUUCGUGUGCCAACAAUUAUGAGAUGCUUAUUCAUUUUUAUGGAUAAUCAAGUCGAUAUCAUGGAAGUCAAAUAUGUUCAUUUCUUUAAAUAGUUGUUUCAUAAUA
This is a messenger RNA of Mercenaria mercenaria, 1679 nucleotides long. RefSeq names its product cerebellin-1-like. The transcript has 3 exons. Lineage: Eukaryota; Metazoa; Mollusca; Bivalvia; Venerida; Veneridae. Gene Ontology annotation, molecular function: protein binding. The record is from RefSeq and is a predicted model, not a curated record. Bases 125 to 703 code for a protein of 192 amino acids.